GACCGUCGCCGCCCUCGGCCUCUCGUACAUCAGUGUCAGUUCGGUGCUAAGUGCAAUAACGUGAUUAUAACACGGGGACAGAUAUGUGAAUUACAACCUGUGCCCACAAACAGUAAAUAUGCGACAUAAUGAAUCCGCGCGCAAAAUGAAAUAGUUAGAGUGAGCGGUGGCCCCCGGCAUGAGGUCGGGGGAGGGCGAGGGCUCCGAGCUGGCGGAGUUCGGCACGCGCUGGCCGCCGCCCUAUGCGCAGGGCUACGGCUGGCGCUCCGCCACGCCUCAGCACCCACCUGCACAUCAUCUCGCGAGGCAUUCGCGCUCGCAGCAGUGGUUGCAGGACAACCGGCAGAGCUAUGAAGCGGAGGAUGCGCGAGCGCGGGCCCGCGGCGGGGUGUACUACUCGCCGCCAGGCACCUCGUACACCAUCGUGGAGAGACCGGCCUCCUCGCAUGGCCACCACCCGGCGUACUCGCACCACUACUCGGGAAAAUUAGCACGGACCCCCUAUGUCGGAUCCUCGACGUUAGCUAAUAGUGCGGCUGGUGCUACAAGUUUAAGGAACAGUACAAAUCACCUAAGCGCUUCCAAUGGCAAGAAGAGGCCGAUAGCUCCGCUGCCGGCGCCUUUACCAACACGACGACAUUCUCCAGCCAGCAGUCCCAGCAGUACUACACAUCAUGCGAUAUACCGAGGGGUGGAGCGGGAAAGGCCGUAUUCCUCGGGCGGAGCGCCGGCGCCGCCGACGGAGCCGGCCACCCGCACCGUCACCAUGAGCAGGGACCCCGCUGAUUCGCACGGCUUCGGGAUAUGCGUGAAAGGAGGUAAAGAAGCAGGUGUCGGAGUAUAUAUAUCACGAGUUGAAGAAGGUUCAGUGGCAGAGCGCGCAGGGCUGCGCCCCGGAGACUCUAUACUGCAAGUCAAUGGCACUCCCUUCUCCGGAAUAUCACACGAGGAUGCACUUAAGAUGUUGAAAUCAUGUCGUCAACUGACGAUGGUGGUAAGGACAGCUGGUGCGUUGGUGGGUCGCGCGUCGUGCUCCUGGAUGGACCGGUACGGGCGGCCAGCGUCGCCGCCGCCGCUGCGCCCACCGCGCUCUGCUAGCAAGGACCGAUCGAUACGAAGGGUGGAUCUAUGUAUCGAACCGGGACAGUCGUUGGGGCUAAUGAUAAGAGGCGGGUUGGAGUACAAUCUUGGAAUUUACAUCACGGGAGUAGAUAAAGACUCCGUUGCAGAUAGAGCGGGACUAAUGGUUGGUGAUCAGAUAUUAGAAGUCAACGGCCAGUCCUUCGUAGAUGUGACACACGAUGAAGCAGUCGCACAACUAAAGUACCACAAAAGAAUGUCUUUGCUGGUGAGAGACGUGGGCAAGGUCCCUCAUGCCUGUACAGCAUAUGGGGAACGAGAAGCGGCCCCCAGGAUAAGCGGUUGGGGCCGGCGGAGAGGAGCGGCAGCGGUUGCUGUAGAACAAAAAGCCAAGUCUCUAUUGCCACAGAGUGAUUUGCCUGCACUUGCCUACUAUAUGGAGGAGUAUGCGACGAGGAGGCUCACUCCGGAUUCAUUUCUAACGGUGCUCAGAGACCUGCUGGACACUCCACAAAAGUACUCCCUUCUGACGGAAAUUCGGGAGUUUUUGUUACCCGAAGACCGGCCAAGGUUUGAUGAAUUGGUAUACAGGAGGGACGAACCGCCACCCGACCACCAUUUAAAGCGCGGCGGCGAGCGCCACAUGCUGCCGUCCUCAACAAUGCAUGAUCUACACGACCCGGAGGUGCCGCCGGAGGUCCCUCUAGUGGUGGACCACCGCUCGCCCUCUGAGGACUCCGGCUUGGGUCUUCCGCCCCACGACACCUACAGGAGCGGGCGCGCCUGGCGGGCGACCGACGCGCCACCAAUGGACGACGACCUGGAGCCCCCACAUGAGGAGUACGAGGAAGAGGGUCGACGUUCGAGGCGCCAUUCAUCACCAUGUAAUUCAAGAGAAGGGAGCACCACUGCGCUACACACGCAGCAUUACGACGACACUGACCAGUGCGGCUACCUCGAGGGGCUGCGCUCAUCACUCGGUGGCUGGACGCAGAAAGUUAAAUCAUGGUACUGGGGACGACCUCUAGAACUAGCACACAAAUUAUCGCGUAGUUUCGACAUGAAGGAAGAGGGUGGUGCUUUGUUAGAAGAUCGGGGAGGCAUACGAAGGCAUCAAUCUAUGCAACGAUUACAACACGGGGAAGGCCAAGGGGACGAAAAUCGUUCUGCAAGAGUUGUUCCAGACCAUCACGGCAAUCUACACAUUACUGUCAAGAAGACUAAACCGAUCCUGGGUAUUGCUAUCGAAGGCGGAGCGAACACUAAACAUCCGCUGCCGAGGAUCAUUAAUAUUCACGAGCACGGUUCAGCUUACGAGGCGGGUGGCUUGGAAGUGGGUCAAUUAAUACUAGCGGUGGACGGACAUCGCGUCGAGGGAAUGCAGCAUCAGGAAGUGGCGAGGCUUAUUGCCGAAUCGUUUGCACAGAGAGAUAAACCAGAAAUCGAAUUUCUAGUUGUGGAGGCGAAAAAGUCGAACCUGGAACCAAAGCCAACCGCACUCAUAUUUCUGGAGGCCUAACAUCUACUGUCCCUCCCCGCCAGCGACCCGCCGGCCGCGCUGGGCAGCGCGACGCCGGGGGUCGACCUCACCGCGCACACCACGGAAUAGCCAACUCCAACCUGCGCUGCCACAUGCUCUUCUAAACGGCAUACUGAUUCCAUACACGCCUGCGUCUUUUUUCCGAGCAAACAUUGCGACGUGACUCCAGUAUCGCAACUACUUCCAGCGAUUAUUAAGAAAAUGACAAUUGCUCGUUUAUCACGACAGGCGUUAUGGCUGUAUACGUUCGCUCUACGAAUUCAAAUCCGAAUGAAUGAAUGAAAUUAGACGUGCAACGGACUGAAAUGAGAAAGUCACGCAGGUUCUCUGAAGGCUUAUACAAAAUUAAUGGCACAAGGGAGGCGAAUAAACAUGUAAAAAUUAAAUAUGAAAAAAUUAAUCACAAAGCACACUGCCCAAUAAAUCGGUUCUCGAAAUGAAACGUCCCACUUCACCACCGGGAUUUUAUGGGUAGUUGAACAAAUUUUGGAAAUUGUUUUCUAGAAUGUAGAAAUUACCAAUUUUACCAGUAGAUCGUGACUGAAUUUUAUAAAAAUGUUCUACUUUUACUAAAGCAUUAUAAAUUACUCUAAAACAUUUUAAAUUCAUAAUUUCACGAGUAAAAUUCGCAGGUAGGUUUGUUCGAUACAUCACGAUUAAAAGAAUAGAACUAGAUUGUAAAGACGCGACGAUAACAUAGUUUUGCUAACAUAGAUUGGCAUUGGUGCUACGGGUAACUGAUCAUCUUAAAUAUUGUUUUAUGACAUUCAAUCGCUUUCAUAGUACCAUCACUAAAGUUACUUUAGAGCUUCGCGUACAUUCCAUUAAAGGUUUCGCGUCAUCCAUGUGCCAUCAACGUUGCAUCGAGUACUGUUUAAUACGCGGGUCAUCUCAUCCCAGGUCGUUGUAUUGACGGUAAAUUAGAUAGGCCCUAGAGCAUCAUCAUGUCAGCAGUAGAGCAGAGCUUGUAGCACGCGGCGCUCACUGAGCAAGCUGUUUGCAGUUACGACCAACAUCAACAUCAACAAUCGACUGACACAAUACUUUCAAUCAUAAACACUUAAUAAUGCCGAUGAACACGUAUGAUAUAUUUUAGAAUGAUAACUUAACUAAAGUAAUUACAUAAUUUUUCCGACCAUCCUCAAUUAUAGUCCAGUUUGCUUGGUAAGUAAAACAUAGGAGCGCCUAGCAUGUCAUUCCACAAGGUAGUUAAGCGGUGAGUUUAGGAGGUUAUGGCGGAGAGGGAUUUAGCCCACUCUUUUAUUUAAUGUAUACAAAUAGUUAAUUAAUUGGUGUGUGCAAUAUAUAAUCAAUUUUAUGUUACAUGUUAGUUAUUAAUGACCCUGUGUCAGUUUGACGUCAGUCCUAAUUUAUAUAAAGAUACAAAAACAUGGCUAUUAGUUGAACUGCUUAAAGUAAAUGCAAUAGCUGAAAUUAUAUUCAGUCUUUUCAAUAUCUAAAGGUCAAGAACCUAAUCAGAGAAUAACAAAAAUAUGAGCGUAUUGUAAAAGGCGAUAUCAUAAAUUACAAAAGUAAUGAUAUGAAGAGACUGAAUGGAAAUUUACUUUCGUUUAUAAGUUGUAUUCGGCUACCAAAAAUAAUAAUUAAUCAGUCAUUGUCGUUUUCGCUGAAGCUUGUAGUCGAUGUACAUGUGUAGAUAAUGUAUUUUCACUACUAUAUAACCCACAAAUGUACCUACCUAUUUACUAUAUAAGUGUUGUAUUCAGGCAUAUUUAAUGUUUUAUCUGAGAUGCAUUUAAAUUGUAAAUAUAAUAUAUAUAAUGUGCUCGUUCAAUAUUACAUAAGCUGUAAAUACGAGUAACUGUAAAAUAUUUAUAUAUCUACUAUGAAUAUUUCAAGUUAGUGCCAAAAGCAUACAAUCCUUCAACUAUGUAUUGUACAGUAUAAAGACGGAUGCAGUUUUCUAUUCCGAAAUUAUAGACCGCUAUUUCACAAGAUACGCUUUUUAAUAUUAGGAUUUGUAUAAUUAGCUAUAUAAAUGGACAAAAUAUAAACGGCAUAUAUUUAAUUUAUUUUUAAAUAUAUUUUAUUGUAAAAAUAAUAUUAUAUAUUAAGAAAUUGCAUGUUCUAUUCAUAUAAAGCUUAUAGAUCAUUUUAACCAUUAAAACACAUUUAACGUUUGUAUAUUUAAGAAAUUUAUAUUUUACUUAUUCAUUUGGACGGUUAUCUUAAAUUUUUUUAUAAGUAAUUAAUCACAAUAAGCAAAAAUAAAAUGAAUUAUAAUAACAUAAACGAUCAGAAUUAUUGCAAUGCAGAUCGCUUAGUUUCUAAUUUUUGUUUAUUGGUAAGAAUAGAGAAGAAAUUACUUCAUUAUAAUACGUAGCUUGUGUCAUUGAAUUACAAUAUGAAGCGUUUGUAUUAUCUGAUUCUUUGCUUAAAUAUCAAUUAAUGUUUUAGGAAAUUGGUAUGUUAUAUUUUAUAAAGAUAUAGUACUUUAAAGUAUUCGCGACAAAUGUCAAUUCAUUUAACAAAGCAAUGUUAAAAUAUAUUUUAGUGUCUAUUUAAUAGGCAAUAUUAGUUUAGCCAUAACAAAUGAUAUACGUAUAAUAAAGCAUAUAACAAUCACUAAUUUAUUUGUCGUCUUGUCCACAAUAUAAAAACGAUAUGAAUCCAUAGUGCAGACUGUUAUAUUAAUUCCCAAGUCACUUGCACAAGAUGUUAUUAUGAAGCUGCCUUAACCGUUGUGCUAGGUAUAUUAAUUAAUAACAAAUAUGACAAAUGAUUAUUUUAAUAGAAAAAGUAUCUAUAUUUUCAUUUACACACAACUCUUAAACCCGUGUUAAAUAUUUAUAUUCUAAAAUGCAUAUAAAGCUAUCCAAUGAUGUUUUUUUUUUAUCUCGAUUUUAAUUGCUUCUCCAGCAAAUUCCUAUCUAUUCUAUACCGUCCAUUUAUUUUUCCUUAGUUAACCUAAUUAAUGUGAUUAUUGUGAAUAAUAUAAGGACUUAGCGCCUGAACGUUUUUAAACUUAAUUAGGUUAAAUACAAUUACCUAUACUUCGCGCUGGCAUUAUGUUGGAAAGAUCUAUAUUGUAGUUUGUUGUUAAGUUUGCCGUUGAUAACAAAAAUAUAUUGUUACCUAGA
Molecule: messenger RNA, 5721 nt
Organism: Zerene cesonia (dogface butterfly)
Lineage: Eukaryota; Metazoa; Arthropoda; Insecta; Lepidoptera; Pieridae
Gene: dysc
Product: whirlin
Exons: 21
Coding region: 179-2599 (806 amino acids)
Cellular component (GO): stereocilia ankle link complex; plasma membrane; stereocilium tip
Molecular function (GO): protein binding
Source: RefSeq, a predicted model, not a curated record